This is a messenger RNA of Solanum tuberosum (potato), 3908 nucleotides long. Its product is annotated as pentatricopeptide repeat-containing protein At3g14730. Bases 596 to 2509 code for a protein of 637 amino acids. Gene Ontology annotation, biological process: RNA modification. Lineage: Eukaryota; Viridiplantae; Streptophyta; Magnoliopsida; Solanales; Solanaceae. Gene Ontology annotation, molecular function: protein binding; RNA binding. The transcript has 4 exons. The record is from RefSeq and is a predicted model, not a curated record.
AUCACAAAAUAAAAAGACAAUAUUUUUCCGCCUCCUUAAACCUCAGUAUUUGAUUCAACCCUUCCUAGAUUGCGUCAAUCCUCAGACAGAAAUUUCGUUUAUGGUAUCCAUCUUCUUCAUUCCUUCAAAUCAAUGACAAGUAAUUGAAUUUGAUUCUUGUUUUUUUUUCUAUUUCCCUUCACCCAUUUACUAUCUGCACUCUUUUCACUCACUCUCUUGACUGAUUAUACUGAAUGGUUCUUGGGGUGUUUCAAGAUUGUUACUUUUUCACAAAUUACAUAUGCAGGUAUAGAAGUAUAGGUUCAGAUUUGAAAAAGGUAUUGAGAUAAUAGUAAGUUUUUAGUAAUCAUGUUGCAUAAUUUUCUGAGUUUGAGGUGGUCUGUAGUUAAGAGCUAGCAGUUGUAGAUAAUUAAAGUGCUCAAUUUCAUACCUGUUUGGAUUUCUUUAGUUUAUUUUUUGAUAAAAGAUUGCUUUUUUAUGACAUAGAUGUAGUGGAAGCGAAAAACUGGGGAGGGGAUAUUACAAGGUGAGGAAUUGAGUAGCCAACCAACUGAGCAUCUAAGAUCCUGUAUGCAUUUUCGUUUUUCGCUCCUAAAUGAGGCAAAGAACCUUAAUUACGAGGUCUUUGUCAAUAUUUAAGUCACAAUGUCAAUAUUCAAUUAGCUUUUCAUCCAUUGCUUACAAGUCUUUUGAUCUCAAGACUUGCAUUGUAUCACUUCAAUCAUGUGGUAAUGACAAGGACCUUACAGGAGGGAAACAAGUUCAUUGCCACAUGCUUAGAUGUGGCCAUUUGGAUUUAUCUCCCGUGCCUACCACUAGCCUUAUUAACAUGUACUCGAAAUGCAAUUCGAUAUCCAAUGCAUUAUCUGUAUUCUAUACUUCACCAAUUGACCAUAAUGUGUUUGCUUAUAAUGCUAUAAUAGCAGGGUUAAUUGCCAAUGAUUUGCCUAAAAGUGCUUUUGAAUUCUAUUUGAAAAUGAGGCUAGUUGGUGUCAUGCCUGAUAAGUUCACUUUUCCUUGUGUGCUUAAGGCUUGUAAAAAUGAAGUAGAUGUGAAAAGGAUUCACGGGUUGGUUUUUAAAUUUGGGCUUGAAGUUGAUUUGUUCAUCGGAAGUGCUUUGUUGCACAGUUAUCUAAUGUAUAGGAUGGUGGAUUUUGCGUUAGAUGUGUUUGAGGAUUUGCCGGAGAGGGAAGAUGUUGUGCUUUGGAAUGCCAUGAUCAAUGGAUAUGCUCAAACUGGAGAGUUUGGUAGUGCUUUGAUGGUUUUUAGGUGGAUGAUUGAGGAUGGGGUUAUUCCCAACAAGUUUAGCAUAACAGGUGUACUUUCAGCUCUGGCAAAUUAUGGGGAAGUUUAUAAUGGAAAGGUGAUACAUGGGCUUGUGAUAAAAAAGGGUUUUGAUUUGGGGGUUGCCAUUUCUAAUGCAUUAAUAGACAUGUAUGGUAAAUGUAGCUGUGUUGCUGACGCUUUAGAGGUUUUCCAGACAAUGGAUGAUAAGGAUAUAUUUUCAUGGAACUCAAUAAUUUGUGUGCAUGAACAAUGUGGUAAUCAUGAGGGAACUUUGAGGCUUUUCAAAAGGAUGUUGUCUGCUAGAGUUCGUCCUGAUUUGGUGACUGUCACCACUACACUUCCUGCCUGUGCUCAUUUAGCAGCGUUGAGGCAUGGUAGAGAGAUUCAUGGAUACAUGAUUGUUAAUGGUCUGAGGAAAGAUACAGCUGACAAAGAAUAUGAUGAUACUUACAUUGACAAUGCAAUUUUGGACAUGUAUGCCAAAUGUGGAAGCAUGCGUGAAGCUAAGCUGAUCUUUGAUAUGAUGAAUUUCAAAGAUGUGGCGUCGUGGAAUAUUAUGAUUAAGGGGUAUGGCAUGCAUGGAUUUGGCAUCAAGGCAUUAGAAUUGUUUUCUGAUAUGUGUAAGGCAGAAUUGAGGCCUGAUGAUGUCACAUUUGUUGGGGUUUUGUCAGCUUGCAGCCAUUCAGGGCUUGUAAAACAGGGGAGAGAAUUUCUUGCCCAUAUGCAGCCGAAGUAUGGUGUUGUGCCUUCUAUUGAACAUUACACCUCUGUGAUUGACAUGCUAGGUCGUGCUGGGCAGCUUGAAGCUGCUUAUGAGUUAUUAUUAACAAUGCCCAUUAAGACCAAUUCUGUUGUAUGGAGAGCGUUCUUGGCUGCCUGCCGUCUACAUGGUAAUGAUGAUCUUGCUAAGGUUGCUGCAAAACAGGUACUUGAUCUUGAACCAGAUCAUUGUGGAAGUUAUGUCAUAUUAUCAAAUGUUUAUGGACAGACUGGUCGCUAUGAAGAGGUAUUAGAGAUAAGAGAUGCAAUGAAGCUACAAAAUGUAAGGAAGACACCUGGUUGUAGCUGGAUUGAACUUCAUAAUGGUGUCCAUGUCUUUAUUAUUGCUGAUAAAUCACAUCCUGAAGCCAACCUUAUUUAUGCUGGAUUGAAUUCUUUGACAGCGCGAUUGUGUGAGCAUGGUUAUACACCAGAAUCUGAUGCCUUGGAAAGCAGUCCAUGAUAAUCCAGACUUAUUCUCCGUUGUUCUAGAUGAAGAUUCCUGAAGCACUGACUGAAAGAAGGUUCUUACAAUAUCUAUUUGGGAAACCUAGCAAGUGUGUGAGUUCAUUUUGCCUCUCAUGGAAUCCAAUGUCUAUGUAUGCUGGUGCUUCGAAAAUAGCCCGAGUUAUCUGUGUGCUUUUGCAGAUAAACUUUCUAUUGAAAAAUGAAAAGUAUGUUUUCUUCACUUUUGGAGCAUAUCAUUUUGCAGCAUCUGCUAUAACCAAGGGGAUAUUUAGUGCAACUAAGGACUAUGCUUCUCCUUUUGAUGUUGACAGUCAUUGAAUUUCCCAACAAGAUGGUUCUAUCAGAAGAUUAGAGGAGAGUUUCCAAAGGUGGAAUGGCAGGAACUGCUAUGCAAUAACCUUGGAAUUCCUAACUGGUCAUGGAAGAUGAUUUGGAAAACCAGAUCACCUAUGAAAGCAGCUUUUUUGGUUGGCUAGCAGCUAGGGAUGCUUGCCAAGCACAACACAAGUUACAAAGGAGAGGGUUUUCCUUGUGCAGUAGCUGAUAUUUCUGCAAUUCAGAGGAGGAAACAGUUGAACAUCUUUUCUUGCAUUGCAGAUUUCAAGACAAUGUUGGGAACUUUUCUUUAACAUAAUGGGCAUAUCUUUGGUGUCACCAGAGAAAAUUAGUAGCUUGUUGGAAGUGUGGCGAUUUGUUUGAGGAUGUCUGAGGUGGUGCUGAUCUGUUUACUGACCUCUCUCACUAAGGAAAGGGUGUGAGUCCAGAAGAUUGUUCCUACACGAUACAAGCUCUCAUUUUUUUCUCCUAGAAGGUUACAGACUUGCAGCAGUGUUUUUCCCUUCCAUUUGUGCUCAGGGGCCAGUGCUCUAAGUUUAAAUAUUGCUUCAAUUAUCUGGCAGCGUUUGGCAGUAGAUGCUUAAAAUUAUUUUGAAGUCUUAUGGAACAUAAUAUCGGCUAAUCUUGAUGAAGCACAAGGGCAUCUAACAAUUCUUCAUAGCCGUAGAGAGUGUCGUAUGAUACUCUCUCAUCAACUUGGCUAUUAUUUUCUUCUAAACAACCUGGUUUGGGCCUACUACUCUCAGAGAAAGAAAGCUCGCUUUCACCAAGUCACAGCCAAGACAAGCUAUGGUUCUCGGAGGAGCCUUCAGUUCGAUGCUCAUCAGAGUAAGUAGGAACAAUAAGUGGUUUUCUUUUGGCACGUUCAGUUUGAGCAUAGCAACAUGUGGUUGUUUUGUUGUGUUUUUGCCAGAAACAAAUGGCAGAACAUUUAUUUAGUGAUACACAAUGGAUGAAGAGGAGAACAAAGUCAAAACAUUUGUCUGUUGUAUUGUUUCUGGUUUCUGAGUAAAUUUGGCCAUUUCAAGUUUACUUACUUAUUGAUGUUAUAGUUGUGU